AUGCAAACCUGAAGAUGUCAGGAUAUAAUUCGCUUAGCUGUUUUUUAGAUUCCCAAAACCUCACGCAUUUCAUUUUAAACUAAUCAAUUAUGAACCCACUAAUUAAUUAUUUUUACUAAUCCAAUCAUUAUAAUCUCACCAUUUUUUCCCUCUCAUAUAGAAUAGAACCUACCACUUUGUUCCAUCUCUGAUCAUAAUUAACCUUCAAAAACACAUUCAUAAUCAUUUUAUCCAUACACCCACAAAAAAAAGGGGAAAACACCCAAAGUAAAUGUCUUCUUAACAAGCAAAAACAAGGGGAAGAAAGAUUGAGUUGGAAAAAAUGAACAACAACAUGCAAGUUUUGAUCUUUUUAUGCUGUUGUUGUUUUGUUGUUUCUGUUGUUUUAUCAAUUUCAACAACACCUAAUGAUGAGUUGUCAACUUUGUUGUCAAUCAAAAACUCCUUCAUUGAUCCCUUAAACCAACUCAAAGAUUGGAGCAACAACACCAAAAACCCUGUUUCACAUUGUAAAUGGAAGGGUGUUUGGUGCAACUCUCAAGGUUUUGUUGAGAAACUUGAUCUUUCCAACAUGUAUUUAAGUGGGGAAAUCCCAGAUAUGAUACAAGAUUUUAGAAACUUAACCACACUUAAUCUUUGUUGCAAUGCAUUUACCUCUUCAUUGCCUAAAUCUUUCUCUAAACUUACCUCAUUAGUAAGCCUUGAUCUUAGCCAAAAUGACUUCAUUGGUAAAUUUCCUACUGGUUUAAGUGAAGCCAAAGGGCUUGUUUCCCUUAAUGCAUCUAGCAACAACUUUGUGGGUAACUUACCUGAGGAUCUCGGCUUCUGUCACGCCCUCGAAAUGCUAGAAUUUCGAGGGAACUUCUUCCAAGGAUCGAUCCCUAAGUCCUUUCAAAGCCUUCAAAAGUUGAAGUUUUUAGGCUUGGCAGGAAAUCAUCUUACAGGUGAACUUCCACCUGAACUUGGUAAUCUGUCUUCUUUAGAGACUAUGAUCCUUGGUUAUAAUGAGUUUCAUGGGUCUAUACCUUCAGAAUUUGGGAACUUGAGUAACCUUAAGUACUUAGACUUAGUUCUUGGAAGCUUAAGUGGGAAAAUUCCUGCACAACUUGGGAAGUUACAGAAACUUAAGAUAAUCUAUCUGUACAAGAAUGAUUUUGAAGGGGAAAUUCCUUGGGAAUUGGGAAAUAUUUCCUCGUUGCAGCAUUUAGAUCUUUCAGAUAAUAAAAUUUCAGGAAAAAUUCCAAAGAGUUUGGGGAAUUUGAAGAAUCUGCAGCUUCUGAAUUUGAUGUGCAAUGAUCUGAGAGGUGAAAUACCAAGUGAGAUUGGUGAGUUAACCAACUUACAAGUUCUUGCACUGUGGAAAAAUUCUCUGAAUGGAUCUUUACCUAUGAAUUUAGGUAAAAGUUCCCCAUUACAAUUUCUUGAUGUUUCAUCCAAUAGUUUAUCAGGUGAAAUUCCUGCAAGUUUAUGUGAUUCUGGGAAUCUUACCAAACUUAUACUCUUUAAUAAUUCUUUCUCUGGUCCCAUACCUUUAAGCCUCUCAAAAUGUGUUUCCUUAGUCAUAGUUAGAAUACAGAACAACCUGUUUUCUGGGAGUAUUCCUGCUGGUUUAGGUACCUUAUCUAAACUUGAGAGAUUAGAUUUGAGUAAAAAUAAUCUGACCGGAGCGAUCCCGGAUGAUCUUUCCCUCUCUUCAUCACUUUCAUUCAUCGAUGUUUCAUACAAUAAUCUUGAUUCAACACUCCCUUCUGGGAUUCAUUCCAUGCCAAACUUACAGUAUUUCAUGGCCACCUUAUCAAAACUUGACCUUUUCAACAACUCUUUAAUGGUUAAAUACCCGAAAACUUUGCAAACUCACCUGCUUUAGAAACGCUCAAUUUGUCUUACAACAAGCUUGAAGGUCCUAUGCCCAUAUAUGGCAUGUUUGCUACUAUUAACCCGAAUGAACUCACAUGAAACUCAUUAUAAUUUGGCGUUCGACUAGGAGAGGGUGGAAGGUUCCCUGGAAAAUCAGGUUACAGCAUACACAGUGGAUGAGAUUAUAUUGUGAUAGUCAAUAUGCGUUGUAUAUAGCCAAGAAUCCAGUGGUGUUAAGCAUAUUGCCACUUUGUUCGUGAUGCAGUGACUAAGGGACUUGUUACUCCUUCCUGUGUUCCUAGCAAGUUUAGGUUGGCAGUUUUUUUUUUCACUUAAGCUCUAGGAAGCACAUAAUUUGAAUUUUUCUCAAGUUGGUUGGGAGUUUACGCUCCAACUUGAGGAGGGUGUUAGGACUCCUAUUAUGAUAUUGAUCAUAAUAUUAUUUUCCUAGAUGGAUUCAUAUUAGGACUUUGUCCUUGGUUGUAUAUAUUUAUUUUGGAAUGAAUAAAAGCACAAGAUUCACAAUACUUU
This is a messenger RNA of Beta vulgaris subsp. vulgaris (sugar beet), 2388 nucleotides long. RefSeq names its product MDIS1-interacting receptor like kinase 1. Gene Ontology annotation, molecular function: protein binding. Lineage: Eukaryota; Viridiplantae; Streptophyta; Magnoliopsida; Caryophyllales; Amaranthaceae. The record is from RefSeq and is a predicted model, not a curated record. The coding region runs from base 323 to 1867 and encodes 514 amino acids. The transcript has a single exon.